AUGAAGAAGGCAGUCAAGAUGAAUCCUUAGAUUCCAAGACUUCUUUGCCAUCAGAUGAGUCGGUAAAGGACCACAACACAGCAGGCAGAGUAGUUGCUGGUCAGAUAUUUCUUGAUUCCGAAGAAUCAGAAUUAGAAUCACCAGUUCAAGAAGAGGAAGACAGCCUCAGGAGCCAAGAAGGGGAAAGUGUCGCAGAAGAGAUCAGCUUUCUAGAAUCUCCGAAUCCAGAAAACAAGGACUAUGAAGAACCAACGAAAGUACAGAAACAAGGUAGUCUGGACAUUUUCCUUGCUUUUAAAGAUACCUUAUACUACCAUUUACUUUUGCUCAUUUUUGUUAAUUUUCAGGUUGGUCUGGGACAACUGCAUCUGCACGGAGGGCGUGGAGUAGAACAAAAUCAUCAGAGAGCAUUUGACUACUUCAAUUUAGCAGCUAAUGCUGGCAAUUCACAUGCGAUGGCCUUCUUGGGAAAGAUGUAUUCAGAGGGAAGUGAUAUUGUACCACAGAGUAAUGAGACAGCUCUUCACUACUUUAAGAAAGCUGCUGACAUGGGAAACCCAGUCGGACAGAGUGGACUCGGAAUGGCUUAUCUCUAUGGGAGAGGAGUUCAAGUUAAUUAUGAUCUGGCACUAAAGUAUUUCCAGAAAGCUGCUGAACAAGGCUGGGUGGAUGGGCAACUGCAGCUUGGCUCUAUGUACUAUAAUGGCAUUGGAGUCAAGAGGGAUUAUAAACAGGCCUUGAAGUAUUUUAAUUUAGCUUCUCAGGGAGGCCACAUCUUGGCUUUCUAUAACCUAGCCCAGAUGCACGCCAGCGGCACAGGUGUGAUGCGAUCGUGUCACACUGCAGUGGAGUUGUUUAAGAACGUCUGUGAACGAGGCCGCUGGUCCGAGAGGCUUAUGAUGGCCUAUAACAGCUAUAAAGAUGGCGACUACAAUGCCGCCGUGAUCCAGUACCUCCUGCUGGCCGAACAGGGCUACGAAGUGGCGCAGAGCAAUGCAGCCUUCAUUCUCGAUCAGAGGGAAGCAACCAUUGUGGGGGAGAACGAGACUUACCCCAGAGCUUUGCUGCACUGGAACAGGGCCGCCUCUCAAGGCUAUACCGUGGCUAGAAUUAAGCUUGGAGACUACCAUUUCUAUGGCUUUGGCACUGAUGUAGACUACGAGACCGCAUUUAUUCAUUAUCGUCUAGCGUCUGAGCAGCAACACAGUGCCCAGGCUAUGUUUAAUCUGGGAUAUAUGCAUGAGAAGGGACUAGGCAUUAAACAGGAUAUUCACCUUGCGAAACGUUUUUAUGACAUGGCAGCUGAAGCCAGCCCAGACGCACAAGUACCAGUCUUCCUAGCACUAUGCAAAUUAGGUGUGGUGUAUUUCUUGCAAUACAUACGGGAAACAAAUGUAAGUGUUCCAUGCCUCUUUUUUUUUUAA
This is a messenger RNA of Leptonychotes weddellii (Weddell seal), 1424 nucleotides long. The record is from RefSeq and is a predicted model, not a curated record. NCBI's taxonomy places the organism in Eukaryota, Metazoa, Chordata, Mammalia, Carnivora, Phocidae.